Messenger RNA from Cotesia congregata, 183 nucleotides. The record is from the annotation of a GenBank genome assembly. NCBI's taxonomy places the organism in Eukaryota, Metazoa, Arthropoda, Insecta, Hymenoptera, Braconidae.
AUGAAAAGCACCUUUUUUAAAUGGAUGGAUUUCUCCGGUAUUGUGUCGCGUCCCCUCUGGGAAUAUCCACAGUUUAAUCUGUUGAAAAUGUCAAUAAUGACUUACAAAAGAUUUUUAACAUUUCCCGGACGGAACACCAUAAUAGGUAUCAAAAUUAAUGAAUUAGCCAUAACAAUACCGUAG